Molecule: messenger RNA, 684 nt
Organism: Penicillium subrubescens
Lineage: Eukaryota; Fungi; Ascomycota; Eurotiomycetes; Eurotiales; Aspergillaceae
Exons: 1
Coding region: 1-684 (227 amino acids)
Source: RefSeq, a predicted model, not a curated record
AUGCAUUUCACCACCACCAUCCUCACUCUCCUCCCCACCCUAGCCCUCGCAGCCUCAACUGCCACCACAAUCACAACAGCCCCCUCCUCCACACCAACCUCUUCCACCUCCUCAGACCCCUCAACAACAGUAAUCAGCUACUUCGGCGCCAGCUACACCUUCUCGGACAUCCCAGUCCGCACCUCCACCAGCUAUGCCGCCAGCGUAAUUUCCAUCAACGCCCUCGCAACAACCUAUCAAAUAAACUGUCUCCCCUCCGCCCACACCACCGACUGCACCCUCGCCACGCCCCUCACUCUAAUCGCAGGCCCCAACACUUUCAGCUUCAAGGAGCCAUUCACCGUCAGCGUCGAAGUGGCCGGCGUCACUGUGACCGAAAAGGGUGUUGAGGAUAUGGCUUGUUCGUUUACGCAUUCCACCGAGUCGGCGACUUGUACGCUGAAGUUUGAUUUGACUGCGUCCGGCGCGGGAAAGACGACUUCUACUAGUGUUAAGACGACGACGGCGGUGGCCAGUGAUCAGGUGCUGUAUCAGACUUUGACUGUUACCGGGGGACUGGCGAGUUUUACGGCGCCCGCCGCGACGCAGACUCCGACGGGUAAUGGGGGUGUGCAGGGGGUGAGGGCUAUGGUUACUGGUGUGCCGUUGGGGGCGGCUGCUGUUGCGGUUGCGGUUUUGUUGUAA